CUUCCGUGUCCAGCCUGACUGCCAGCCUCGCUGAGCGGUGGCCCCCUACGAGCUUCCCACCACAGAAGCCUCCCACACGCUGACCAUGUCUAUUAUGGACCACAGCCCCAGCACCGGCGUGGUCACGGUCAUCGUCAUCCUCAUCGCCAUCGCCGCCCUGGGGGCCCUGAUCCUGGGCUGCUGGUGCUACCUGCGGCUGCAGCGCAUCAGCCAGUCGGAGGACGAGGAGAGCAUCGUAGGGGAUGGCGACACCAAGGAGCCCUUCCUGCUGGUGCAGUAUUCAGCCAAGGGACCCUGCGUGGAGAGAAAGGCCAAGCUGACCCCCGGCGGCCCGGAAGUCCACGGCUGAGCUGGGAUGCAGAGGCUCCCGGGCCCGCCUGCAGCCCGCCGGGAGGCGCCGGAACACGCAGACGUGCUGCUGCCUGAGGGCUGACGCUGGCAUGGCCUCGCGGGCUUCACCAUCGCAUGCACUGACUCCCGGGGCUCCAGCCGUCCCGAGCAGGACGCCGUGGCCCUGGGCAUCCCCUGGGCCGCCUGGUGGGGCUGCCCAUUGCAGGCAGUGGGCAGGCCUGACCUUGCUGGGGCUCCUGGCCCCCUAGCGCUUUUGUUACUUGAAUGUUUAGCUGAGCCUGUUUUUGAUGGAGCUACUACUGUAACGCGCGAACUCACACACCUGUGAACUGUAAAUAGGCCCCCAGAGCACGUGCUUAAGCCCCUUUUGCUGAGUUUCUAAACCGUUGUAUAGAGCACAUGGGACCGACCACACUAAGGGUCAGCUGAGCCAAGGCUAGGGAGGAGGGUCUCAGGCUCGCCAGGCCCGAGGUGCCCUUGGCCAGGGGGGUGGGGGAGGGCCCUGGUGCGGGGGUGCAGAGGAAGUGGCCCGUUGGCUUGAAGUCUCGCAGUGGGCCAGUGGGGGUGCUUCGGUGAGCUCCGCUUGGUUAGCCGUGGAUGGAGAAGAGCCACGCCCCUCGCGAGGCUUCUAGGUAGAUUCGGAUGUUCGCGGCCAGUUCCUGUUGACGGUGGAGCAGUUGCAAGGAAGCUGUUUCGGCUGCUUGGGAGCCAGUGAAGGACAAGUCCAGAGUCCCGAGGGCUGCCCGUGGCCACGUAGCAGAGCAGUGUCUUGCCCCUCUGGCCUUGGCACGAGGAUGCCCGUCCCAGCCCCUGCCUUACCCUGUGAGCCCCGCCUUGCUCGCAUCGCUCUGACCCCCAUGGAAACAUCUGAGCCCAUGUGGCUUCUUCUACCUGAAACCCAGUUGGCUCAGAAAAGAGAAAAAAAAAAAUGUG
Molecule: messenger RNA, 1284 nt
Organism: Condylura cristata (star-nosed mole)
Lineage: Eukaryota; Metazoa; Chordata; Mammalia; Eulipotyphla; Talpidae
Gene: SNN
Product: stannin
Exons: 1
Coding region: 86-349 (87 amino acids)
Cellular component (GO): mitochondrial outer membrane
Source: RefSeq, a predicted model, not a curated record